AUGGCGAUUUCAAAAGUUAUUUCAAGUCACAAUCAUGAAUUGGAACCUUCUAUGUCUAGAUUGAUGGUUGCUCACAGGUCACUGAAUAUGGAUAUGAAGAGGAGAUUGGAGGCAAACGAUAUAGCUGGCAUAAGACCCGCAAAAAGCAUUAGGUUGCUUGAAGUUCAAGCAGGUGAACCAGAAAAUUUAAGUUAUUUGUCAAAGGAUUAUCAAAAGUUCAUUGAGCGAAAAAGGAGGCUACGACUUGGUGAUGGUGAUGCUGAGGCUAUACGUAAGUUGUUUGUGAGAAUGCAACGAAACGAUCCUGAGUUUUUCUAUUCAUUUGAUCUUGAUGAUGAUUCCAGGCUUUCAAAUGUUCUAUGGGUUCAUCCUCGUAGUCGAGCUGCUUAUGAGGAAUUCAAUGAUGUUGUCAGUUUUGACACUGCUUACCUUGUUAAUCAAUACAAGUUGUCAUUUGCCACCAUUGUUGGAGUAAAUCAUCAUGGGCAAUCUAUUUUAUUAGGAUGCGCCUUGAUCUCACAUAAAGAUGUAAACACUUUUAAGUGGUUGUUCAUGACGUGGCUUGAAGCAAUGGGAGAUGUUCAUCCUAAUUCUAUUCUUACGAUCAAUGCGAGCAUGAGGAAAGCCAUUACGGAGGUAAUGCCUAAUACUAGACAUAGAUUUUGCUUGUGGAAUAUAUUAUGCAAUGUACCUGAGAAGUUUAAGGGUGUUGUUGAUUAUGACAGUGCAUGCCUUGAGUUUAAAGCUAUAAUAUAUGAUAGCUUAAUCAUCGAGAUGUUUGAGAGAAAUUGGAAUGAGUUUGUCGUGAAGCAUGGGUUGGAAAGAAAUGAAUGGCUUUCCAAACUAUAUGUUGAUAGGGAGUAUUGGGUUCCAAUUUAUCUCAAUCACACAUUUUGGGCUGGAAUGGUUUCGACUCAAAGGAGUGAGAGCAUGCAUGCCUAUUUUGAUGGGUAUGUUAACUCAAUGAGCACACUAAAGCAAUUUGUGGAGCAGUAUGAGAUUGCUAUGUGUGACAAGAAUGAAAAGGAGUUCUAUGCUGAUUUCAAAUCAAAAAACACAGUUGUAAAUUGCAUAUCUGUUUUUAAAUGGGAACAACAGUUUCAAAAGGCAUUUAAUAAUUCAAUAUUCAAGCUCGUUCAAGAGGAGAUUAAACGAAUGUGGUAUUGCCAUGUCAUUCAGCCAACUGAAGAGGGAAGGCGUGAAGCAGAUAAUGAGCCAGGAAUUGAGAGACAUAAAAUUAUGGAGAAAUCCAUAAUCAACAAUUAA
Hevea brasiliensis (rubber tree) is the source of this 1266-nucleotide messenger RNA. RefSeq names its product protein FAR-RED IMPAIRED RESPONSE 1-like. NCBI's taxonomy places the organism in Eukaryota, Viridiplantae, Streptophyta, Magnoliopsida, Malpighiales, Euphorbiaceae. Gene Ontology annotation, biological process: regulation of DNA-templated transcription. The transcript has a single exon. The coding region runs from base 1 to 1266 and encodes 421 amino acids. The record is from RefSeq and is a predicted model, not a curated record.